AUGGAAGCCACAUUGCCUAUCUGCAAACCCAAAUCUGCUGUUAUUUCAACAACUCCAGGUUUAUUGACUGGGAGAAGUAGCGGAAUUGGGAGUUCUCAAUGUAGUUUUAUGGUGGGAAGUAAAGUUAACUUUCCCAGACAAAGAAUUAGGGCUGGGCGAGUUAGCCAUAAAGCAGGUAAGAGCAGCAAUGGAGGUGCUAUUGGGGUUAAAUGUCGUGCUGAUAAGAUUUUGAUUGCAAAUAGAGGAGAAAUUGCUGUUCGUGUUAUUAGAACUGCUCAUGAAUUGGGGAUUCCAUGUGUUGCUGUUUACUCAACUAUUGAUAAGGAUGCUCUUCAUGUUAAAUUGGCUGAUGAAUCUGUUUGCAUUGGUGAAGCACCAAGCAGUCAGUCCUACUUGUUGAUUCCAAAUGUUCUGUCGGCUGCUAUCAGUCGUGGAUGUACAAUGUUGCACCCUGGUUAUGGCUUCCUUGCUGAGAAUGCGGUUUUUGUUGAAAUGUGUAGAGAACAUGGAAUCAACUUUAUUGGGCCUAAUCCUGACAGUAUCCGAGUCAUGGGUGACAAAUCAACUGCCAGAGAAACAAUGAAGAAUGCCGGUGUUCCAACUGUACCAGGAAGUGAUGGGUUGCUACAGAAUACAGAGGAAGCAGUCAAGCUGGCCCAUGAAAUUGGUUUUCCUGUGAUGAUCAAGGCAACAGCAGGUGGUGGAGGACGUGGAAUGCGUCUAGCUAAAGAGCCUGAUGAGUUUGUGAAGUUGCUCCAGCAAGCUAAGAGUGAGGCUGCUGCAGCAUUUGGAAAUGACGGAGUUUAUUUGGAGAAGUACAUUCAAAAUCCAAGGCAUAUCGAGUUCCAGGUUCUUGCAGAUAAAUAUGGUAAUGUUGUCCAUUUUGGUGAGCGUGACUGCAGUAUCCAGAGACGUAAUCAAAAGCUGCUGGAAGAGGCACCCUCUCCUGCAUUGACCCCUGAAUUACGGAAAGCUAUGGGCGAUGCAGCAGUUGCUGCAGCAGCAUCCAUAGGGUAUAUUGGUGUUGGAACGGUUGAGUUCCUUUUGGACGAAAGGGGUUCCUUCUACUUCAUGGAAAUGAACACUAGAAUCCAGGUUGAACAUCCUGUUACUGAAAUGAUUUCCUCAGUUGAUUUGAUUGAGGAACAAAUUCGUGUAGCCAUGGGAGAAAAGCUUCGCUACAAACAGGAAGAUAUUGUGCUUAGAGGACAUUCAAUUGAAUGCCGUAUCAAUGCAGAAGAUGCUUUUAAGGGAUUCCGACCUGGACCAGGAAGAAUAACAGCAUACUUGCCAUCUGGAGGCCCAUUUGUUAGAAUGGAUAGCCAUGUUUAUCCUGAUUAUGUGGUUCCUCCAAGUUAUGAUUCUUUACUGGGAAAGCUUAUUGUGUGGGCUCCAACCCGAGAAAAGGCAAUUGAACGCAUGAAAAGAGCACUAGACGACACUAUUAUUACAGGAGUUCCUACAACAAUAGACUACCAUAAACUUAUUCUUGAGAUUGAGGAUUUCAAAAAUGGCAAGGUUGACACUGCUUUCAUUCCAAAGCAUGAGCAGGAGUUAGCAGCGCCACAGAAGAUUGUACCAGUCAAAGAAUUGGCAAGUACAACGGCAUAG
Molecule: messenger RNA, 1611 nt
Organism: Jatropha curcas
Lineage: Eukaryota; Viridiplantae; Streptophyta; Magnoliopsida; Malpighiales; Euphorbiaceae
Gene: CAC2
Product: acetyl Co-enzyme a carboxylase biotin carboxylase subunit
Molecular function (GO): metal ion binding; ligase activity; ATP binding
Source: RefSeq, marked provisional